Messenger RNA from Drechmeria coniospora, 429 nucleotides. RefSeq lists its product as uncharacterized. The record is from RefSeq and is a predicted model, not a curated record. The transcript is spliced from 2 exons. The coding region runs from base 1 to 429 and encodes 142 amino acids. NCBI's taxonomy places the organism in Eukaryota, Fungi, Ascomycota, Sordariomycetes, Hypocreales, Ophiocordycipitaceae.
AUGGGCUCGGGAGAGGACGUGAAGGAUGCGACGAAGGCUCGAGUGAAUAUUGUGGCGAUGGUGGACAGCGUGGGAGAUGAGGGAGCCAGGCCUUGUGGAGUCGUGGGAUGCAGCUUCCACAACAAUGCGAGACGAAGGGCUUUUGGGGCGCUGAACCUCGUGCUCGUGGACACAUGGCAAGCGCGGCGUAGGCAGGAAGCACAAGCACGAGCAGGGACAAGCAAGAACAAGCACAAGCACAAGCACAGGGAAAAGGACCCUCACAGGGACGAGCCCAAGGACGAGCACAAGGACGAGCACGAGCACGAGCAGCAGCAUGAGCAAUGGAAGCAAACAAUUUCCAAGUACUCCGUAUGGUCUGGCCUACUUCCUUACCCGCCGACGAGCACAGUCCCUUCCACGCCUUCCCAAAGCAAGUCAAAGUACUAG